AGUUUCCCAGAAACAACCUUUUUUGCACUCAUGCUAGCUAGCUAGCAGUAGCCACCGGGGCAUUUUGGAAUGGCCGUGUCAGCCAACCAACCCCUUUGUUCAAUGCAACGUGCCAUUCCAUAAUGGCUGCUACUAACUAGUAUGAGGAUGAAAUUGGCAGUUGUCCAGGAAAACUAGCAGUACUUCAAUCUUCUUGAUGGAGCAGUGUGGAUAAAGGUACAAUUUGGAAUUAUGUGGCACAUGCCUGCAUUGAGGUAGGUUUCCCAACCUAUAUCUAGCACCGGCUCCAUACUCUUAAUGACGAUCUGAUAAAGGAUAUUCUUUAAAACAUCUAAUAGGGAGGGCCAACUAAAGGUGUUAAUCCUCCAAAUCGCUCAAGCAAACUGGAGCACUGAACCAGGGGCUCUUAAAUAUCCUCAGUGCCAGCAAAAGUGAAACGCCUUCUGACUAACGAGGAUGACAAGUCAGCACAGGUGUAACACAUACUGACUAACGAGGUGCCACCAAUCGGUACACCCAACGUGGUGAACUUCUAAAAAUACUGAAUAAGUUCUACAAGAGGAACGAGAUGCAAAAAAUUGCUGCGGAUCAAGGUCUCGAUGCUCGUCUCUUUCACCAAGCAUUCAUCAGUUUUCGGAAGUAUGUGCUGGAAAUCUCUACACUCAGUGCAGACCUUCAUAUCAUCCUCAAUGAUAUAUGCUGUGGAGCAGGCCACAUAGAUGACCUCUAUCCUUACUUCAUGAGACAUGCAAAGCAGAUUUUCCCCAUGCUGGACUGCAUGGAGGAUCUACGCAAAAUCAGUGAUCUGCGUGUACCAGCUAAUUGGUACCCUGAGGCUAGAGCCAUCCAGAGGAAGGUGAUAUUCCAUGCUGGUCCGACCAACAGUGGAAAGACCCAUCAUGCAAUUCAGAGAUACCUGGCUGCCAAGUCUGGUGUCUACUGUGGACCGCUGAAGCUGUUGGCCCACGAGAUCUUUGAAAAGAGCAACACUGCUGGCGUGCCAUGUGAUUUGGUGACAGGAGAAGAGAGAACAUUUGUGGAUGCAGAGGGGGGACAAGCUGAGCAUGUGGCCUGUACUAUCGAGAUGUGCAGUGUCACAACUCCAUAUGAAGUAGCGGUUAUUGAUGAGAUCCAGAUGAUUAGGGACAUAUCGAGGGGAUGGGCUUGGACCAGGGCUCUUCUCGGUUUGUGUGCUGAGGAGAUCCAUGUGUGUGGAGAGCCUGCUGUGAUUAACUUUGUCACAGAGCUCAUGUACACAACUGGUGAAGAGGUGGAGGUUCGUAACUACAAGAGGCUCAGUCCGUGCUCAAUUCUGGACCGUGCUGUGGAGUCUCUGGAUAACCUGAGACCAGGCGACUGUGUUGUCUGCUUCAGCAAAAACGAUAUUUACUCCAUCAGUAGGCAGAUCGAGAGCCGAGGCCUGGAGUGUGCCGUCAUCUACGGAAGCCUUCCACCCGGGACCAAGCUAUCUCAAGCAAAGAAGUUCAAUGACCCAGAGGACCCAUGUAAGAUCCUGGUUGCAACGGAUGCCAUCGGGAUGGGACUAAACCUGAGUAUCAAGAGAAUCAUCUUCAACUCCUUGGUGAAACCCAACAUCAAUGAGAAGGGUGAGAAGGAGCUAAACACCAUCUCCACGUCUCAGGCUCUCCAGAUCGCCGGGCGGGCCGGACGCUUCAGCUCCAUCUUUAAAGAGGGCGAGGUCACCACCAUGCACCGCGACGACCUGCCUAUCCUCAAGGAGAUACUCAGCAGGACCGUCCACGCCAUCGAGAUAGCUGGGCUGCACCCUACAGCAGAGCAGAUUGAAAUGUUUGCCUACCACUUACCUGAUGCCACCUUGUCCAAUCUGAUAGAUAUAUUUGUGAGCCUCUCACAAGUUGAUGGUAUGUACUUUGUGUGCAACAUUGAUGACUUCAAGUUCCUGGCUGACAUGAUCCAGCACAUUCCCCUCAACCUGCGCUCUCGAUAUGUGUUCUGCACUGCGCCCAUCAACAAGAAGCAGCCCUUCGUGUGCACCUCCUUCCUGAAGUUUGCCAGACAGUUCAGCAGAGAUGAGCCUCUGACCUUUGACUGGGUGUGUCGGCUCGUCAGCUGGCCCUUGGUCCCACCCAAGAACAUCAAGGACCUGGUGCACCUGGAGGCUGUCCAUGAUGUGCUAGACCUCUACCUCUGGCUCAGCUACCGCUUCAUGGACAUGUUUCCGGAUGCCAAUCAUGUCCGGGAGAUCCAGCAGGAGCUGGACAGCAUCAUUCAGUUGGGCGUGCGCAACAUCACACGACUUAUCCGAGCAACGGAGACCAGCGCCACUCCUGGGAUAGACCCCCUCUCCAGCCAGAGGAGGCCGGGGCCCAGCCCAGUAUCCCCAAGGAGGGUUCGAGGAGCUCCCAAGGCCCAGGACAGUGGAGUAGAGGCUGGGCAGCUGGACAAGUCCCUAGGCUCCCGCCUAGUGCAGGAGGGCUUACUGACUCCCGACCUCCUAAGGCAAUUGCAGAAGGAGUGGUCCAAGGAGCACCGUCAAGAGGAAGUAGGAGUCAAACUGGUUGCGGAAACUUUGAAUAAUAAAAUGAAAGGGAGGAAGAAAAAGUGACCGCUCCAGUCUCUGACUUAGUUGUGAAAAACAGGAUCUGUUUCCUGUUAUGUUGACGGGACUUCAUUCCAGGCUGCAUUAUGCAGCUGUUGACCAAUUGGACUGUGUGUGUCCCAGCUCCUGUCUAUAACUGCUCAAAAACAGUCAUUUUGUGAGCCAAAGGGUAAAUAAAUGUUAUUACAAAGUCAUUUUUGUAGUCUUAUUUUAUUUUUAUCACUUGAAAAGUAAAAUGGUUGACUGCAUCACGUAGAUAGUCCGUCUCAUGCAGCAAGCAAUGACAAAUCUUUACACUGAGGCAACAUUCCUUGAGCAAUUUGUGCCCAUCCUAUGCUUGGGCUAGACCACUGUAACAGAAACAAAUGUUAUGAGACAUCGUCUCUUGCACUUUACACCACUAAUUAUAUGCUCCUAUGUAUGAUUUGCGAAACUGACAGUAUAAGUGAUAUGAUUGAUAAAAUAAAAGUAUCAUUUUUCUUUUGACAA
Molecule: messenger RNA, 3070 nt
Organism: Oncorhynchus keta (chum salmon)
Lineage: Eukaryota; Metazoa; Chordata; Actinopteri; Salmoniformes; Salmonidae
Product: ATP-dependent RNA helicase SUPV3L1, mitochondrial-like
Exons: 15
Coding region: 569-2587 (672 amino acids)
Biological process (GO): mitochondrial RNA 3'-end processing; RNA catabolic process
Cellular component (GO): mitochondrial degradosome
Molecular function (GO): RNA helicase activity; hydrolase activity, acting on acid anhydrides; ATP binding
Source: RefSeq, a predicted model, not a curated record